GGUCAUUCGCUCGCGAAAAGCGCGCGUAACUGUGGGACUGUUGACUGGACAUGGCGUCGACUAGCAAACGUCGUAGAGUCCGAAAGUCCGCAAAAGAAGAACGCACGGUGAAACAACGCAAGACAGAGCAAGUAGAAUUGUCGCUUUCAGAUGUGACCUGUCCCAUAUGCUUGUCAGUGGAGGUUGAACCAGUGACACUUCCGUGCCAGCAUGAAUUCUGCUUGCCUUGUUUUACGGACACUAUCUUCAAGGCAAACAAACAGUGCCCACUGUGUCGCAUGCGAAUUGGUGCGUGGACUAGAACGGCGACGAAAGAAUGCACUUUAGUGAACAAAAAUCGAUGGGACGACAUCAGGCGUAUUUUUCCCGACGAGGUGAGACGACGUCUGAGCGGCGAAGACGACGACAUAUCGAACGAAUAUGUUCCCCCAAUCCCGAAAGUGGUUUCUUCUCCUGGAGCAAUCAGGCAGGAAUAUGAGGAGCAGAUGCGACAACUUGCUGAUGAGCUGGCACGGGAGAACAGAGCUGGUGAAGAACUGGCACGGAAAAUUGCGGAAGAAGAACGACAGGCUCUUGAGGAACAGAGGAGACUAGAAGAGAAUGACGAACACUUGGCUUGGAAUAUUGCGCAUGAAGAUACAUCCUCACAGUCCCUUUGUUUGUGUCCAGAUGAUGGCGUCGUAAUCAAGAAAGGAUUCCCGGUGCAAUCCCACGGGGACGAGAGCAAAGACAGCAUCGGCCCAGAGCAGAGCUACUUCAUCCCCAUCUGCGUUGCUCCAAAGACUCCCGUGACAACGACCGUGUUAGCCCCGGCUGCCAGAGCUCCGGAUUGCGCCCAGUAUCUGCCAAAUUUUAGAGACAAAGCAUGUUUCUCGAAGUCACAACUCGCUGCUACUUCGGAAGCUGUGACAAACGAAGUCACAGCAGAGCCUCCUCUGGAGCAGACACAAAUCGAGGAUCAGCAAGCGGAUGAGGGCGUGCGCCAGAGGCAGCUCGAAGAAGACUUCAAACUUGCCAAGAAGAUCCACAGUCAACUACUAAGUCAGGAACGGCGUCAUAGGACCAGGGAAGACUAUCAGCUACGCUCGAGGACCAGGGUCAUGGAACUUCGACGGCAUGCUCCGAGAAAAUUAAGAUGGCGGAGAACAAAGUGAACUUUUUUGCAUUGCAUUUUAGACGUUUGCUGACAGUGCUGUUGCUCAUUUGCGACAGUUUGACAGGAAAUUUCUCUUCACUUUGAAUUAAUUUAGUAAUUUACAGAAAUUAGCAGAGACCUAAAUUCUGGUCUGCAAUGUUUUUGCCAACUCCCUCCCUUUUUUUUUUGUUCCUGUUCUGUGCAUUCAUUACGUUGUUUGCAUUUUACUGCUGCAGAUAUGGGAAUCACGUCUAGCCUGCGAGUUGUGAUUGGCAGUUAGAAUCACAACCAUUGCGUUUCUCAGGCCACUUUUGAUCGCUCAAGCUACCUGUAGUUUGACGUUGCGCUACCAGCCUAAUUACAAGACGCUGACAAAAAGAUCCCAGAAGAUUAUUUACGCAGUGCUACACUUGUUACUAUACUUGUAACUAUUACUUGUUGGUCAUUUGCUGAUCUUGUAUGAUUUGAGCUAAAACUCGCACAAAAAUUCACAGUUGCACUUGAACAAUUUCUGUAUAUUGCUCAUGAGGCUCAACUGCAAACUGUCAGCUGAAAUUGUCGCUGUACCUAUUGUACCAGCCGAUUAACUAUUGCACAAACCUGAGCUCAAUGAAGCAGUUCAGCAACAGUUUUCUAUGUUGGGUUCCCUUCCCUUUCUGCUCCUUUCUUUCUUUCUUUUUUUUUGUGUGUGUGUGUAGUAUUGUCUUAACAUUUAUGUUUGGCUUGUUGAAACAGCCAUGUAAAGUAAUCAUGACAUGACAGAAGGCUGUUUAUGUUUCAUUUUGUGUUUCCAUUCAAUGCAACGGUGUUCAUGGGUGGGUAUUAGUCUUUUCUGUGCCGUGCAUUUUGAACAAAACUGGUGAAGUAUAGUGUUAUUGCAGUGUGAUAUGAUCACAAAAUAAAUAUGCUACUAUGUGCAGAGUGCGCGUGUCACAAAA
Messenger RNA from Ornithodoros turicata, 2073 nucleotides. Its product is annotated as E3 ubiquitin-protein ligase rnf168-like. Gene Ontology annotation, cellular component: site of double-strand break; nucleus. Gene Ontology annotation, biological process: double-strand break repair. Lineage: Eukaryota; Metazoa; Arthropoda; Arachnida; Ixodida; Argasidae. Gene Ontology annotation, molecular function: ubiquitin-protein transferase activity; metal ion binding; nucleosome binding. The record is from RefSeq and is a predicted model, not a curated record. The transcript is spliced from 5 exons. Bases 51 to 1154 code for a protein of 367 amino acids.